Neoarthrinium moseri is the source of this 1758-nucleotide messenger RNA. RefSeq lists its product as uncharacterized. Bases 1 to 1758 code for a protein of 585 amino acids. The record is from RefSeq and is a predicted model, not a curated record. The transcript is spliced from 4 exons. Lineage: Eukaryota; Fungi; Ascomycota; Sordariomycetes; Amphisphaeriales; Apiosporaceae.
AUGGAAUCAUCGUAUCAGCAUGAUGUUUACCGGCGUGAAGUCGAACCUCAGAGAGUCCCAGCGGUCGUGUACGAUUCCGAUUCCAUACCAUCCUGGAAGGAAGAGUACCUAUACUGCGCGCUUUGUCUUGCCGCUGCUACCGGGCUCAUCAUAUUGCUUUGGAGGUACGACGGAGAGGUGGAACCAAAGUUGGGAGCCGGCCUGGAGCUGAGCACAGUCGUCAUCGCAAUCAUGACAGUUUUCCGUGUCGCGCUCAGUGCUAUUGUCGAAACUGCGCUCAGCCAGGGUGCCUGGAUAUGGGUGUCCGCAGCUCGACAACGCCGCAAGAAGACCGAGCCCGCUCGCCUGGAGGACUUCAAGAUGUUUGACGAGGCUUCGCGAGGACUCCUAGGCAGCCUGAGUCUUGUAUGGCGUCUUCGCGGAACCCAUCUUGCUUGUGUGGGAGCUGGUAUAAUUGUAUUGAUUCAUGGAUUCGAAACAUUCUCGCAAGAAAUGGUCACAUACGCUGAGCAGCCAACUCCGAUGAUCAAUCUGACCAACUCACUUGCUCCGCCGCCGGCAAGAAGUGAGACCUGGAACAACAUCGUUGCCAAGGGGUUCGGAGGAGACCAAGACCUAGGCCUAUCAACCAAAGCUGCCUUCUACGACGGCAUCAUGGCAAGUGCCAUUUCCGACUUGCCUGUGUUUUGUGGUACGGCGAAUUGCACAUGGCCAGUCUUCCCAACAUUGGCCGUCUGCGGUAACUGCUCAGAGACCCACUACCAGCAAUCCUGUUCGACGUCAAACUCUUGCACGUACUCCACAGCUUCAGGGACUUCUGUCGUAUCCCCCAGCGGUGGCUCAACUGGAUAUCGUUUCACUGUUGCGCCGACGAACACCUCUGCCGAUGGGCCUGACACUGCGACACAAUCGUACUUUUCUUCGUUCGACAUCAUGUCAGUUUCCAAAAGUCACACCUCGGCGUCAGUCGAAGCUUAUCAAUGUGCGCUCUGGUUCUGCCUACACACUUAUCAAGUCACGGUGAUCAACGGGCAACAAACCACCGUGUUGCUUGGCAAUUGGUCUAAGGCUGAGUUCUCAGCCGCAAGCAGCUCUCACAAUGAUGAGUAUUACUUCACUGAUAUUCCGUCCAAGAUGAAUGUCAGUCCUGGCACUCGGUACAGUGUCUCGAUGGAAUCUAUCGAGGUGCUAGGAAGUUUUAUGGCGUCCAAGAUGCUAGGGAACUCGUCAAAUGUCGAUAACCAAGCAGAUUACUCCUCGGACUGGGUGCAAGCCAUGCAGAAUGCCUCUUCUGAUCUAUCAGCCUGGAUGUCCCGUUUGACACUAAGCAUGACCAACGAUAUAAGGCUUUCCGGUUCUACGGACCACAACAACAGACAGAGCCAGUAUCAGUACACUGGCAUAGCUUACGUCCAAGCACCUUACAUCCAGGUGGAAUGGCGAUGGGUGGUAUACCCAAUCUCACUCAUGGUCCUCGCCUUCUUAUAUCUGGCGCAAACUGUGUGGAGAACCGCUCGUGAUCAAGUCGCUGCAUGGAAGGGAGACUCCUUGCCGAUGCUGUUCGCCCACAUUGACAAGGGCAUCCACGAAGUCGUUCGCGAUGGGAUGGAUAGACCAGGAGGUUUGAAUGAUCAAAUUGGACGAACACAGGUGGAACUGGUCCGAAGGCAGAACGGGCAAUGGUUGUUCAAGUUGCCACAACGACAAGUGAAGCGCCGGCAGCUUGUCAUAACAGAUUCUAGUGACGAGGAGUUUUAG